Ectocarpus siliculosus is the source of this 2210-nucleotide messenger RNA. The record is from the annotation of a GenBank genome assembly. Lineage: Eukaryota; Phaeophyceae; Ectocarpales; Ectocarpaceae.
AUGGAAGUUCUUGUGUUGGCAUUUGCGCUGGAAGCCAUCGCGACCUCGUUCGAGCUGAGCAGCGUCGAAAAGGGGCUAAUCGGCAGUGCCAGUUUCUUUGGGAUGCUUGUCGGCGCGGGUUUCUGGUCAAUCUACGCCGACAAACGCGGCCGCAGGACCGCCUUCGUGUCGUCCCUGGCCUGCGUCUUUGUGGGCGGGGUCUUCUCCGCUCUCUCACCGUCAUUUCAUGUUCUCUGUCUGUGCCGAGUGCUCGUCGGCUUCGGCGUAGGAGGUAACUUGCCGGUGACAACCGCGCUCGUGACCGAAUUUCUGCCAACGAACGAUAGGUCUAAUGUUCUCUGCGUAACGGCUGGAACUUUCUGGGGCGUCGGCAUGAUCUCCGCUUCCCUCCUUGGCCUCAUCCUCGCCAAUGUUCUCGGGCCCGGGAAGGAAGAGGCUAUGUGGCGCUGGUUUCUUGGGGUGGCCGCGCUUCCAUCCGCAAUAGUGGCCGUGGCCUACCGGCUGCUUCCUGAAUCUCCUCGCUUCCUGCAAGUCAUGGGGAGGCACGACGAGGCGAUUCAGGUGCUGGAGCACGUGGCGAGAAUGAACGGCAAGCUCGACGUUCUCGGAUUGGACUUUUCAGGGCAAGCGGUCGGCGAGGGCGACAAUCUACGCCUUCGGAUGGCCGGGUCGUCAGAUCUGGACUCUGGCGGGAUCGGAGACGCCUCGACGCACGGGCAGGAAGCGGAGAACGCUGAGGCCGGGGAUGUGCGCGAGCUGUUCCACACUCCCAUCCUCCGCAGGAUCACGCUGUCCCUCUAUUUCGGUGUGACCUUCUUGCUGCCGAGGUACUACGAUAAGAUCUCGGGCGGGCAAGCGGACUUCGUGUACAUCCUCAGCGCUUUUGUUGGGGCAACGUUCAUCCCGGGCGCGUUCGCGGCCAUGUGGCUGUGCUCGGAGCAUCGUCUCGGUCGCGUGGGUGCUCUCAAGUGGUCUUCCUAUGCCACGGCCGCCGCCGUCAUUCUGCUAGCCACGACCCUGCGAGUAAAUGCCCUCUUCGGGCUGGCGUCGAUCUUGACCCUGUUCGUUACCACCAUCCCCGUGACCGUGAAGUACGUGCUGACGCCGGAACUUUACUCGACAAAGUACCGGGCAGUGGGGUUGGGAAGCUCGAGCGUUGUUACGCGCCUUGGAGGUUUGUUGGCACCCGUACUGGCGGAAGUGUUGUACGACCACUGGGGUCCGGUUGCCCCCUUGCUGGUGUUCGGGCCGAUCAUGAUCAUCACCGGCAUCGCCGCGGGUAUGUUUAGAGUUUAUUGUUCGUUUGUUGUUGGCGUUGGUGCGUUUCCGAUGCGCUGGCGGGCCGCAGCUACGCGCAUUUCGGCAGACUCAAUAACAGAUCCGGAGCCCCUAUGGCGAUUUUCCUCCGGAGAUUGAGUUGUCAUUUUUCGGGAAAGAGCAGUCAUUUGUCAACUUCUACAGCUGCUCUAGUUGGGAUCCGAAUUCGAGACAAGCUUGGAGGUGGGCAGGUGGUGGGGUAGGGCCCAGGCGACGAGUUUGUUCCGGAAGUAGUCGUUCUCGUCGGCCAGCGGUACAGCCGUUGCGGCCGAACUGAAGGUUCGGGUGCUCCCCCGUCCCCUCUUUUUUGCAAUACAUGGCUGUCGCACGGGCUGUUGGGUUGCUCCAUGUACGGCGCUAUUUGUCAUCGUGGGAAGCGAGGGUUAGGGUUUAGCCGCUUCCUGUACAGGCGCUCGACAGCAGUCUACGGCUGCCCGAAGUGCCUGCCUGCUUGCUGGGGGUGGCCAUUAUCUGCGUGUUGUCCACGGGUUGGAUUGUCUUGGUUUGUUUCGCGUGCUUGCCUGCACGAUACCACAAGGUGGUCGUUCGCGCGUGAACCGUACGUCUCCCCUCCGUCAGUCGAAUUACGUUUAGGCUGGACAGGCCUUCGGACUAAUCCUUGCACAUGACAUUCGCAGGCAUGAUUCCCGUCGAAACGGCCGGGCGACAACUGGACGACGAUAGCUGGGACCGCAAUGAACCGGCCAAAACAACAUUUUCUUGCCGAAAUAUAGAGCUGUCAACCACACCUACGGGGGUGUAACUAGGGCCGCGGAAGCCUUUCUUUUGUGUUGUUCGUGGUGGUGGAGGUCUGACACGACCGGGUGUUGAUCCUGUAAAUUCACCCCUGCUCGUUGAUAGAUGGUGUGCACAUGCGGUAUGUCAUUUUGGAG